Messenger RNA from Penaeus monodon (black tiger shrimp), 2800 nucleotides. RefSeq lists its product as uncharacterized. The transcript is spliced from 2 exons. Lineage: Eukaryota; Metazoa; Arthropoda; Malacostraca; Decapoda; Penaeidae. The record is from RefSeq and is a predicted model, not a curated record. Bases 269 to 2695 code for a protein of 808 amino acids.
AUGUAGUAUGUAUAACACUCUGACAUAUCACAUCGUAUUCCAGAGUCGUCUGAAACCCAUUGGCAGUCGAAGUAUAAAACGGGAGACGCCAAGAACUCUCGCACCUGUACAAUAGGCUCCUCGGAUCCCUUCUUGCGAGCGUCUUCGAAACAAUGUCAACACUCCCAAAGUAAACGGUCGUCUGCUCUGUAAAAUGACCAGACCUGCUCUUGCAUGCAACUGUCUAAAGAAAUAGAGAACUUGAAGAAACUCCGCACGCACCGACGUAAUGCGCUUAACAAGAAACAUAGUGAAUGGUUUUCGAUAUCAGGUGGCAGUGAACAUAGAGGGUCAGCGCGUGUUGGCAGAGGUAGUGAAAUGGAUGUACAAGGGAGAGAAUCAAAGUGUUAAAGAAUAUUCCCAAAGUCUUUGUAUUUCUAAUAGCAAAUACAAAAAUAUUUUUAAUGUUGGACAGCGGAAGAUUCUAGAUACUGAGGUUAGUUCUGUAUUGGACAUGGACACUGCCUUUAGGCAAUAUGACAUCUCUCUUCUCUAUGUCAUUCUUCAGAACUUUUGUGGGUUGGAAAAGCCUAACUCCCCAGUCUGGACCUCACCAGCAUCGGAGGAGAGUCUGGAACACCUCAUCUACAUCCUGAAAGAGGGACGGAAUAACAAUGCACACAAGAAUCAUCUCCAGCAAAUGUCAGACACGAAGCUAGAAAAGGAGCUAAAGUGGCUGAAACAUUUGCUGUGGAAGAUUCUUUCAACGGCCUGCAAUGUUACAGGGAAGCAUCAUCGCCAUGUACAUAAAAUGAAGCAGACAGUCAAUGAAAACUUUAGACAACUGCUAAUGAAAGUUCGAGAGCCUUUAGAUCCUACCGAUUUGGCCUUAUUACCGCAACUCCAAGACGAAAUUAGAGUUUUCCAUGAAAUCAUCCGAGAGCGAGUAAAAAAGGACAGUCGCCAGGAGUUGCAAGACCUUUACCCUCGUCUGUGGGAUAUGACUCUUGCUCCUUGGCUGCUCCCUGAUUUGAAAAUGCGUCCAAUUUUAAGUUUUACCAAUUUAAUCAUCAAAGAGGACAUGAUGUGGUUCCUGACUUCUCAAGAACCUCAAACUAUAUCCCACAAGGAACUCCUGCAAGUAAAGCGUAAAGAUGAUCACUUGCCGGAAGUGUUAAUCAUUUCAGGUCCAGGAGGCAUGGGGAAAACCAGCCUCUUCAAAUUCAUGAUCCAAAGCUGGGUAGAAGAUUCUUCACAAAUCACAGGGCUUGAAAACGUUUCACAUCUGAUAUACUUCCCACUUCGAGGCUCUAACAUCUGUUGCUUGAGGGACUUACUGAAGAAUUUGCUUCCAAAGACAUUUCGGGAAUCAGGAGUCAAGAUAGAAUACUUUGAGGAACUCUUUGCAACAUUUCCUGCGGUUUUCCUUCUGGACGGUUAUGAUGAGGUGAAUGAAGAGGCAAUAAAACUCAUUGUUGAUCUUCUGAACAUCAAUAUGAAUAUGCGCAUUAUCAUAACUACAAGACCAGGAUAUUUGAAGGAACUAACUCAGAUUAUGCAGAAUAAGAAAAGUGUACUGAAUGUUGAGAUGAAAGGUAUCAGCAGGGAAGAUUGUGAUUUAUAUGUUGAAAAUGCAUUAUCUGAAGUUGUUGACGAUCCAUAUUGUAGAGGCCGGAUGAAAAAUAACAUUCUCACCAAUCUUGACAACUUUAAUCUGGAAAAGAGUGUACUGAAUGUCCCAUUAACUAUGAAACUGCUAAUUGUACGUGAGAUCCUGACUCCUGACCAGAGUUCGACAGACAUCUAUGAGGACUUAACUAAGCUCAUGAUGGGUAAGACAGAGGAGAGACUGAUAAUAAAAGGCACCACCGACGUUGAAGAUAAAAUCAAAGAAUAUCAUAAGUUUCAAAAGAAGGUCGCUCUCCGUGGUCUGAAAAGAUGUGAACAUGACCUGUGGCCAGAAACAGUUGAAGAACUGAAAGGAAAAUGCGAAAGUCUGAAUCUUCCUUAUAAGGAAAUGUUAGCUGGAUUUCUCACCUCAAAGAGAUCCCGAAAAGGGUUGUCGAUCGUUCAGACUUGGUCUUUCCCACACAAUAGGUUCCAAGAACACUGGGCAGCUGAUUAUAUAGCUACAAAGUUCUUGGCUGUCACUAAUACGCUGUUACUUGAUGAAAAUGAAAUUUCAUCAAUUGAGGAAAUUGCAGAACUUAAUCCAACCAAAAAUCCUCUUUUGGAAAUAUACUUCAGUGGAGCCGAAGAGGUGAGGCAACUGCUUAGCAAAGAAGGAAAUAAGCAGAGAAAUUUGCUGAUCGACAUUUCCUGUAAAGCUCUCCGUCUUUUACCCUCAGCAAAGAAAUCACUCCUGAAGAAAUUCUCAGUUUCAGUCAUCUCUCUUCUCUUGCACAGCGAAGGCCUUCCUGCAUCAGAAACAAAAUGUGACAGAAUAUGCCAGUUCCUACGAGCAUCGGGUAACUUGCCAAUUGUGAUAGAGAUCUGCGGCCAAAUCCUCCAAGGUUACGACGUGUGGGAAGUCCACUGGAGGUUCUUGGAGGAAGUAGUGGCUCUCAAGGACUUCCGCGAGUCCCGCCGUGUCCUUGUCAGAAUGGAGGAAGAUCUUGAGGAGGCAUUUUCUUACCAGCUGGAAUCUUACUUGAGGGAGUUUGUCCAAGGAAACGUCGAGAUUGUGAAAGGUGACUUCUAUGGCGUAUUGACUUGAUCACCAAUAUUCGAUGUGGUGUUUUUUCGAUUUGAAUAAUUUGAAUUUGAAAAGUUGAUAAUAAUGUGUGAUUUAUACCAAUAAAGAAUAAAGAGAUAUGUGAGA